AUGCAGCGGCCCGGGGAGCCGGGCGCCGCGCGCUUCGGGCCGCCGGCGGGCUGCGCCGACCACAGGCCGCACCGCUACCGCAGCUUCAUGAUCGAGGAGAUCCUCACCGAGCCGCCGGGGCCCAAGGGCGCCGCGCCCGCCGCCGCCGCCGCCGCCGCGGGCGAGCUGCUCAAGUUCGGGGUGCAGGCGCUGCUGGCCGCGCGGCCCUUCCACAGCCACCUGGCCGUGCUGAAGGCCGAGCAGGCGGCGGUGUUUAAGUUCCCGCUGGCUCCUCUCGGCUGCUCCGGGCUGGGCUCCGCGCUGCUGGCCGCGGGGCCCGCGCUGCCCGGCGUGGCGGGCUCGUCGCACCUGCCCCUGGAGCUGCAGCUCCGCGGGAAGCUGGAGGCGCCGGGCGGCGGGGAGCCGGGUGCCAAGGCCAAGAAGGGGCGCCGGAGCCGCACGGUGUUCACGGAGCUGCAGCUAAUGGGCCUCGAGAAGCGCUUCGAGAAGCAGAAGUACCUCUCCACCCCGGACAGAAUAGACCUCGCCGAGUCCCUGGGCCUGAGUCAGUUGCAGGUGAAGACCUGGUACCAGAAUCGGAGGAUGAAGUGGAAGAAAAUAGUGCUGCAGGGCGGCGGCCUGGAGUCCCCCACCAAGCCCAAGGGGCGGCCCAAGAAGAACUCCAUCCCCACCAGCGAGCAGCUCAGCGAGCAGGAGCGCGCCAAGGAAGCCGAGAAGCCGGAGAAGCCGGCCGAGGCGCCGGGCGAGGCCAGCGACCAGGGCCGCGAGGACUGA
Pipistrellus nathusii (Nathusius's pipistrelle) is the source of this 774-nucleotide messenger RNA. The record is from the annotation of a GenBank genome assembly. NCBI's taxonomy places the organism in Eukaryota, Metazoa, Chordata, Mammalia, Chiroptera, Vespertilionidae.